Messenger RNA from Colletotrichum acutatum, 1641 nucleotides. RefSeq names its product cytochrome P450. Gene Ontology annotation, molecular function: heme binding; monooxygenase activity; oxidoreductase activity, acting on paired donors, with incorporation or reduction of molecular oxygen. The record is from RefSeq and is a predicted model, not a curated record. Bases 1 to 1641 code for a protein of 546 amino acids. The transcript is spliced from 3 exons. NCBI's taxonomy places the organism in Eukaryota, Fungi, Ascomycota, Sordariomycetes, Glomerellales, Glomerellaceae.
AUGGCGGGCAGUCUUCACGCCCAAAUCACCGAGUCGCUGACGCCUGGGCGCGUCUUCAGCUCCCUCUUCGUCGUCUUUGUUGGUUUGCUCAUCCUCGAUCAUACAUGGAAGCCCACAUACCCGGAGAACAUCCCCGUUGUGGGUUAUGGGAAGGGCACCGUCGCACGCUUCAAGAACUUCUACUACUACAUGUUUCGCUACCGAGACUGGGUUAUUGAGGGCUACAAGAAGUAUAACAAGCAGAACCGCGCAUUCGUAGUCCCCGCUGCCGCAAGCAGGGCGCCCGACAUCAUCCUCCCGCAGUCCCUCACGAAAUGGCUCCUCGAGUACCCUGACUCGGUCGUUUCCGCCCAUGAAGCGCAUAACGAUGUCCUCUACAGCGACUACAACUUCCUUGGAAAGGUUUACGCCGAUGAUGUAUGGCAUACUCUGGUAAUCCACAAGAGUCUGGCCCGCCACCUGAGCACACUGAUCCCCGCGAUUGAAGAAGAGGUCUCCGUCGCUGUCGACGAGGCCUUUGGCACGGAUACCGAGGACUGGAAGACCCUAAACCUGUGGGACGCUUGGCUGACGAUUGUGCCGCCCGUGACGAAUCGCAUGCUCGUGGGAGAGGGCGUAUGCCGCACCAAAGAGUUCUGCAAGGCUAUGGUUUCGUUCGUCGACCAGGUCAUUCUCAACUGUUUUGCGCUGCACAUGGUUCCCCAGACCAUCCUGCCCAUCCUCGGACCCUUGAUCGCAUUACCCAAUUGGUGGCUCUGGCGCAAAGCCUCGAAGCAUAGCUUACCAGUAAUCAGGAAACGACUCGACGACAUGGCAAAGCAGGAGGCAGGGGAUCCGGCCUACGAGAGCUGGGUUGCCCCCGAAGACUUCAUCACCUGGGAUAUCCGCAUGGCAAAGGCUGAGAAGAAGUUCUUCGAACUUGAUCCCUACGUUAUUUCAAAGCGACUGUUGCCCAUCCAGUUCGCCGCGAUCCACACGACCGUCAUUACCGGCCAUAGCAUUGUCUUAGACUUGCUGAGCUCCGACCCGGCGAAGGGCUAUAUCGAGGGUAUCCGGGAAGAGGCAGAACGCGUUCUUCGCGAGGAGGGCGGCAGCUGGACAAAGAAUGGACUUUCGCGGCUGUAUCGCCUCGACAGCGCAAUCCGUGAGAGCCAGAGGCUCAGCAACUUUAGCUGUACCCUGAUGGAGCGCAAGGUCAUUGCCAAGGAGGGCAUCACCAACGAGCAGGAGGGGUGGCAUCUGCCGAGAGGCACGUUUCUCACCGUGAACCUCGAAGGCCUUCACCACGACGACGAACUGAACCCCAACGCUCGGGAGUACGACGCGUUCCGGACGAGCAGGAAGAGGGAAGAGUACGAGGCGAAACCGCAGUCAGAACGCAACUUGGACGAGGGGCUUAGGUUGAAGAACCUUGGCAUGGUCACAACGAGUGAUGCUCAUCUGCCAUUCGGACACGGACGACACGCUUGUCCUGGCCGCUUCUUCGUCGCCCACGAGCUGAAGAUGGUAGUUGCCAACUUGUUCCUGAACUACGACGUUAAGCCGCUGGCUGAGAGGCCCAAGCACCAGUGGGUCGGCGUCACUGUUGUUCCUCCUGUUGACGCAAAGAUCGAGCUGAAGCGCAGGAAAGGCAAUGUAUAG